GGCUCAGACGUACUUGCAGUCGCCCUGUAGCGGUGUGGCUUUCUUCACGCAAUUAUCGAGUGUGUUGUUCGCGGUGCAAAAGACUGAGGAUUAUCCAGUGUCUCAAUUAAUUGCUGAACGACAACUCUCUAGAGGAAGGAGAUUCCUAGCAAAAGACAUCAAGAAACGUGAAAGAACGCUGACAAAAAAGUUAUGAUUUGUGUGUGAUUCAAUUAAGUGAGUUCCAUAAGAGAAAUUUUCAUUAGCAUCGUUGUUUUUUGGACGAGGAAUAAUUGUGUUCUCUCCCAACUUGGCGGCUCGAACACAGGGAAGUGCCGCAUAUCUCUCAUCAAUAUCGAUUGUUUGCCUCUCCAUCGCGGAAGCCCAAACAGUGGAUCUGAAUCUACCUGCAUCCAUGUGUGGCGGAGAAUUGGCCUAGAAGAUGCGUGGUCACUGGGAAAAAGGGCUUUUCCGCUCGUGAGGAGAUAUGGAAAAAAAAUAUUUAAAGAAAUGCUGAAUUCUCUACACAAAGGCUUGAUGCCAGAAAUAGAAAGGAUUCUUCCAAUUGAAUUAAUGUGGACACUAAAAAAUGAAACCAACUCGGCGUGCAGGCAAUAAUUUGAUGAGUUGGUGGUUUUCAUUCCAUCUUUCGACGCUUCGGGUCGAAAAGAGCCACUUCUGAAGGGAAAUUAUUCAGCAUUUAAUAGAGGAAAUGCUGAAGCACGUUCAAAUAUCGCCUCUUCGCAACCGAUCGGACUCCCUGUCACUGCGCUCCAACACGUCAUGCUCGUCUUCGCUGUGCGGCAGUCCAGAGCCCAGCGAUGACCUGCCCGCGAGAAGUCCAUCGAGGGCCUCGAGCUACUCCAGCCUCAGCGACACAGUCCCACAGACGACGAUUAAGAUAUUCACCACAUGCCUGAAGAUCGACAUUGAAUACAAGACGCUGGGCAUUCAGUGGGACUCCACGAGUCGCGAGAUCGUGGCGCAAGUCUUGAGGCGCUGCAAGAUUCGUCAUAAGGACCCCAGACUCUUCUACCUGUCCAUGGAGGUCACAGUGCGCCGAGCUGGCGUGAAGACGCUCCUGGUGUUGGAUGAUGAGGCACGUCCGGCGAUCUUACAGGCGUGCCACCCCAAAGGUGACUCACGAUUCUGCCUACAGCUCAAGGCGGGCGGCCUCGUGCGCGUCCACACUUCAGCCCUGCAGCCACUGUCACAGUACAAGAGCCUCCUCAUAUCUGAGGAGACCACGUCGGACGAAGUUCUGGGAUUGCUCCUCACCACGUACAAUUCUGCUGAACCAGUUGAGCAAUUCUCCCUCUACGAGGUGUGUCCGAGUCAGGAGUAUCAGCGAAAACUGCAUCCGGACGAUUUACCACUGCGUGCUCAGGUGCAGCGACAACAGCGCGGGGAAACAUGCCAUUUCCUGGUGCGUCGCAACCCCAAUUACCCUCGUCGGCGGCAGAUUUUGCCUCCGAUCCAGGAGAGCAAUCCAUCUCUGGCCGCAGAUCAAACAACGCCAGCCAAGGCGGAAGAGACAAAGGCCGAGGGGUUGACCGUUAAAAGCAACGAUGAUGUUGGCAAAGGUAUUUGCAAAAUGUGCAAGAACAGCUUCAAAUCGUGCGAGUAUUGCAACAAAAGCUCCCCGAGGGAUAAAGCGGCCAACAGUGUUUCAUCCCACCCUUCACCAUCAUUAACAUACCAUCCGGUGUACAACAUCAGGGAAAUUAGGACUGUUUGUCACUCAUUUUCAUCUCUCGGUAUGGACAAAAAGCUGCUGGACAUCAACAUGAAACCGCCUGGACAGCGGCGAGGACAGACAAAGAGCCGACCUUAUGGAAAUUUUGUGUAUAUCUGAAUCAGUUUAUCUCGAAUAUUGUUCAUUUAGCGAUGAUUACGAACUCACUUUAAUCCACCUACACACAUGUUACAAUUUACCCUCAAACGCGAGAGAGUAUUUUUAUACAUAAUUGUAUUCAUUUAAAAUUCACAAGGCAUUUCUAUUUAAGGGAUGUUUCAGGGCAAAUUUGGCACCAAACAUGGCUCGGAAACAUCGUUUGCCAAGGAGGAACAAGAGAAGACCAAAAUACUAGUCACAUUCAUAUCAAAUAUAAAUGUAUUUCAUCUAGCUAUCGAGGCAUAAUAUAAAAGUAAUGGCAAGAUUAAUGUAUAAAGUUUCGCAUAUGGCCUAACUUAGUGAAAUCACACCGAGAGUUUGCCUUUUUCCGCCAAAUUAACCACGCAAUUGCGAACAAAUUGGUCGGAUAAAUUGAUUUAUUUCAUCACCUUUUGCAGAGCUCUCAAGAGGUCUAUAAAUCCAAGAGAAGCACAUUAAAAUAAUCUUUUUGUCGUACAUUUACGAAUUGUCGUGGGUGUCCCCUUGAGAAUGGCAUUUGACAAGAGAUUUUUUGAUGUUUUGGAAUAUUUUCGCAUGUAUUGAAUUCCUCGAACGCAUUUGCUUUGAUGUUUGUUAUUUUUACAAGCUUUGCAACAAUUUUCCUCUUAAUUCAUAAAUCUUAUAAGAAUUCAUGGAAAUUAAAAAGUUAAUAAACUCAAGAAAACUUUCUAAAUACUUUUACAACUUCAUACGGUUAUGAAACGUCAUUCAAUUUAUUUUCCCUGGCGGAAAGCUAAAAAAAAGAAGGAAUAUUGAUUUGUCAGGAAAAGCUUCAAAGCCUUGUUCCAAACUCUUUCCCGAGUCGGAAGUUUUACAUGUAAAGUCCUUCUGAGUAAUGCGAAAAUGGCGCUUGAGGAAUUCGAAAAGAAAAUUCUAAUAAAGAAUUAAUUACUCUUCCCCUCUCGAUGUUUUUGUUAUUAGAACGUCUUUCUAGAAAAUUAUACCACAGCGAGUAUGGUAAUUUAUAACAAAUAUCUUGUAUAUCUUGUAACAUUAAAAUUAUCUCAACCUUAUAAUCUCAAUUGAAGCAUUUUAUAGAAUACAUAAAACAAAUAGGCUCUUAGUUCUUUGUAAGAAAAUAUAGCACUUCUAAAGACAACAGUGUUGGCCAAAGAAAUGACAAAAACAAGUAAUAAUAAAGUGUAAGCAAAGAAGUAACAUAGAAAUAUGUAUAUUUUAUAGUAUCGAAAUAAAAGCAGCGUCUAGAAUCUAGAAGAGUGAAAUUGAAAAUUAUUUC
This is a messenger RNA of Phlebotomus argentipes, 3110 nucleotides long. RefSeq lists its product as uncharacterized. The record is from RefSeq and is a predicted model, not a curated record. Bases 692 to 1834 code for a protein of 380 amino acids. Gene Ontology annotation, biological process: positive regulation of fibroblast growth factor receptor signaling pathway; positive regulation of epidermal growth factor receptor signaling pathway; signal transduction. Lineage: Eukaryota; Metazoa; Arthropoda; Insecta; Diptera; Psychodidae. The transcript has 6 exons.